Molecule: messenger RNA, 1968 nt
Organism: Notodromas monacha
Lineage: Eukaryota; Metazoa; Arthropoda; Ostracoda; Podocopida; Cyprididae
Source: the annotation of a GenBank genome assembly
AUGUCGUAUCCUUGGAAUAUAUUGCAGAAGGCGAAGGCAGUGCGCAAAAAGGCCCAGCAAUUGGCCGGGCUGGCGAUUGACGGCAUCAUGCGCUCGGACUGGCCGUGCUCCAUGCGUCCGAGCACGCAAAUCUCGCAAAUCACCGACUCUUUGUACUUGUGCUCUGCAAGAGCAGUGACUGAGGGCAAUGUCAGAGCCCUGGGGAUCACGUGUGUGAUUAAUGUCACGCUGGAACUGCCUUUCCAGCCCCUGGGCACUGGGAUGGAGUAUAUGAAGAUCCAGAUAAUGGACGCCCCCACGUCCAACCUGGCGUCUCACUUCGACGCCGUCGCCGACAAGAUCUGGGAAGUGCGCCGAAAGGGCGGCAGGACGCUGAUCCACUGCGUCGCCGGCGUGUCCCGUUCGGCGGCACUCUGCAUGGUGUACCUCAUCAAGUACGAGGGAAGGAAUUUGCGCGAGGCGUACUUUUACGUCCGGGGACGCCGCCCGAUCGUGCGCCCCAACGUCGGGUUUUUCCGCCAAAUGAUCGAGUACGAGAAGCGGGUGUUGGGCAAAACCUCGGUGGCUAUGGUUCCGAACCCAGUCAGUCCUGGCCAGGGCCUCAUUCCGGAUUUGUAUGAGGAAGAGUACAAGGCUGCUUUGUGGCAGAUCCAGAUAAUGGACGCCCCCACGUCCAACCUGGCGUCUCACUUCGACGCCGUCGCCGACAAGAUCUGGGAAGUGCGCCGAAAGGGCGGCAGGACGCUGAUCCACUGCGUCGCCGGCGUGUCCCGUUCGGCGGCACUCUGCAUGGUGUACCUCAUCAAGUACGAGGGAAGGAAUUUGCGCGAAGCGUACUUUUACGUCCGGGGACGCCGCCCGAUCGUGCGCCCCAACGUCGGGUUUUUCCGCCAAAUGAUCGAGUACGAGAAGCGGGUGUUGGGCAAAACCUCGGUGGCUAUGGUUCCGAACCCAGUCAGUCCUGGCCAGGGCCUCAUUCCGGAUUUGUAUGAGGAAGAGUACAAGGCUGCUUUGUGGCAGGAGUCUCAAAGAAUGCGUCACAGAACCCAACAUCAGUCGUCGCACUCUGGACUCAUCACUCCGUUGCCCAUGAGGUUGCCAACUCGUAUGACGUCAGCUUUUCCAUCGUCCAUCGUUCAACAAACCUAGAAAAAGGAGAAGAACCAGAGAAAAAAAACACACACAUAAAUCCCUGUCUUUUCUGCUUCAUACAUUUUUGUCAAUAUUUUUUUUUCGCAACGUCGCUCCUUUCUUUUCGGAUUUUUUCUCGCAUAUUCGUCGUAUAUAGGCGUGGGAUUGCUUUCGGGAAACGAGGGACCGGAAGAGAAAAAAAUGAGGUUUUUUCCGGAGGAGUUUUAUCUUCGAAAGAAAGUCCCCCUUUCUUGAAGACCUAUAGAAACAUCCGGGAGGAAAUUUUCGUUCAGCUGCUGUGAAAGAAGAAAAACAUGCGUAAAUGUUUAGCAUUGUUUUUGUCGCAAAAUUACUCGCUCUGCACUUUUGAAAAUUGUAUCCGCGAACACGUGAAAGGGAUUUUUAUUGCCGACGAAAAUAUUUUUCAUUUGCACUGUGAUUCAUUGCCCCAGGUGUACACAGAGAGAAAGAGAGAGAGAAGAAAAAAAAAGGAAUUUGAAGGAAAAAUAUUUUGCGACGGAUUCGUUUUUUGCAGUCCUGAAUUUUUGUAUCGUCUUCCACAAACGGGAUAAUUUUUUAAUGUUCUGGGGUUUUCUUCUUUUGAAGAUUUCAUCACGAGAUUUCAAAAAGGGUUAUAUAUACGUUAUCAGUCGAGGUUUGAUUUGAUUUUGUUUUUUUGUUUUUUUUGGCCGAGAAAACUUGGGUUGGUGCUUUGUUUUUUCAACGCUGGGAAUGGAAAUAUUUGGCGUGAAUGUUUAUACAGCCAAUGGUUGGUCGACUGUGCAUUGAAAACUCGAAGCGUGGUGAAAUAUAUUCCAAUCGGGAAUUCCUAAUAUA